UUUAGAAUUAAAGGUCCCUUCUUUUCUAAGUUUUCUACACUGGGAGGGAAAUUUGGCAAUUUCCCUUCUGUUUCCCCCAUUAAUGCUUGGGUUUUAAGUUCUAACAUGCCCUUGUAGUCUUGUGGGAAAAUUCGUCUUUAGAUCUGGGGAAAAACAAAGUAUGAACCCAGCUCAGUCUCAGACUGUAGGCGUUAAUGGAGUUGGAGAUUCACAUGCUUCAUCUUCAUCUUCUUCUUCUUAUUCACAGGUUUUGUUCAAUUGUUCCCUCGGUGAUGUGGGCAAUGGGAGACCAUCUAAUGAUGAAGUUAAUGGGGCAGGACCAAGCAUUAGGAAGGCUGAUCUUUCUCUUCUAAUACCACCUAGACCAGUAAGUUUUGGAGCUAGCCGAUUUGGGAAAGGAUUGCCGAACUCUCAAACUGCUAGCUCGUCGUCAUCAUCAUCGGGAGGAGGCUUUCUGAGGGCAUUAAGCUUCAAGAAGAGAAAUGGCGGAGGGUCUGUGGGUGAGAGGAGCUCUCUGCUCAACUCAGAAACCUAUUCACAACAACCUCCAGUUAGUCCUAUUAUAGCCAAUCUCAAAUCUGCAUUUUCCAGAUGCACAUCACUUCCACCCGCUUCAGCUUUGUCUCCCACAGUCUCAGUUCAAACUCCUGUUUCAGCUCGAUUGCCCGGUGAAAUUCGUGAAUCGGAGAAAGUUGUAGUUUCAAGGUCUCUUUCUGUUCCGGGGCGAAACUUUGUCAUUGUACGGUCUACCUCCUUUGCUACUCCCAGACAGCAAACCACUGGUGACUCUUCUAACGCAUUUUAUAAACUUGCAGCACAAAUAACUACGGAGUCCAAUGAGGAAGACGAUGAUGAACACAUCCCAGAAGAGGAAGCAGUAUGCAGGAUCUGUCUUGAUGCGUGCGAAGAAGGAAACACGCUCAAAAUGGAAUGUGGGUGCAAGGGUGACCUCCGACUUGUUCACGAAUCAUGUGCCAUCAAGUGGUUCAGCACCAAAGGUAACAAGAACUGUGAAGUCUGUUGUCAGGAAGUCAAGAACUUACCUGUGAUCUUGUUCCGUGUAACAAGCUACGCCCAGUUCAAUGGCAGGCAGCCACCUGGUGGUAGCCAGAGCUUGAGGGCUCAACAAAUAAGUGCUUGGCAGGAUUUUGUUGUGCUCGUCUUGAUUAGCACGAUAUGCUACUUCUUCUUCCUCGAGCAAUUACUGAUCCGGGACAUGAAGACACAAGCAAUCGUAAUCGCUGCACCAUUUGCAUUUGCUUUAGGCGUCAUGGCAUCGAUAUUUGCAGUCAUCCUAGCCAUCAGGGAAUUCAUAUGGACAUACGCCGCACUCGAGUUUGCGCUGGUGGCUGUGACCGUGCACAUUUUCUACUCCGUUCUCGAUCUGGAUGCUAUCUAUGCGAUACUUCUAGCAGCAGUUUUCGGGUUUGCUGCGGCCAUGAGCCUCAACUCGUUGUACGUUCAGUACUUCGUCUGGCGAGCUGGGGCUGCUCGGAAUGCUGUGCUCAAUGCUCCCCCUGUGUGACUUGGAACUGAAAUUUGCGGGGCUAAAAUCUGAUAUGAAGUGGCUGGUGAUAACUGGCAAGAGGCAGUUGUUUGUGUUAUUGUGUAUAGUCCUUCUUACUGGAGUUCCAAGAUUCCAGGCUGCGAAAAUGGAAAUAGUAGGCAAAUGGCACCACAAUAGUAAGUUUGGAUCGAUGUAGUGUUAACUAACUGGCCUAUGGAAUGGGCCGAUCUGCAAGAAUUAUGGGCUUGUUGGCUGAAUUGGGCCAAUUGAAUCCGCUCCUACAAUUUGACAAAUGGCAAGGAAAUCUGAGCCCUGAGGUAUUAAGGCAAAACCAUGUCAAAAUCCUUCUCAAUUAUCAUAUCAUAAAAAAAUUAAGAAUCAUUAGAUAAAUUUGGAGGGACUAAUAGUUUCAAG
Molecule: messenger RNA, 1921 nt
Organism: Linum tenue
Lineage: Eukaryota; Viridiplantae; Streptophyta; Magnoliopsida; Malpighiales; Linaceae
Source: the annotation of a GenBank genome assembly